AUGUCUUUCCUCCUAAAUCUGAUUCCCGCAAUCUCCCACACCAAUCAUGACGAAAUGCACGAACCUAAUCAGACUCACCUCCACAGGCACGCUGACACAUCUCCAACCAACCAGCACAACACCAGCCACAAAAUGACAACGACCGAACCGAUCCACGUGACAACAGGCUCGGGCGAAUCACGUGACCACACAGAACCGCGCCACGUGACUCCGACGUCGCCGAACGCGCUUGACGGCCGCAGAAUCACCAUCGCAUAUGCGACCGAGACCGGCAACGCCCAGGACUUUGCCACGCUGCUGGGAAACGCAUGCACCCGGCUCCGGUUCGAGAGUCACGUGGUUCAGAUGAACGACCUGAGCCCCGAAACUCUGGCGCAGGACGUUUCUGUGCUCGUUAUUGUGUGUUCUACCACUGGCCAGGGCGAGAUUCCUCUGAACGGAAAGAAGCUGUGGAAGUUCCUUCUCCGAAAGAAGCUCCCGCCCAAUCUUUUGAGCCACGUGACAUUCACGACGUUUGGGCUCGGCGAUUCGUCCUAUCCCCGGUUCAAUUGGGCUAUUCGGAAGAUUCAUAAGCGGUUGAGUCAGCUGGGAGCUUCUGAAGUGGGAUCGCGUGGAGAGUGUGACGACAUGUCUCCUGAUUCUAUCGAAACCAUGUACAAUGAGUGGCAGGCCCGUUUUUGCGAGUCUCUUCUCAAGGCUUUCCCCUUGCCUGAAGGAGUUGAAGUCAUUCCUGGUGAGAAGUUGUUACCAGCCAAGUUCCCGGUCAAAGUGCUCACAAACAAGCCCAAGAGGGAUACCAGUGACGCCGACCAUGUGGCAUGCACUCGGAAGGACGUUUUGCAGGGCACUGUGGUGGGUAAUGAGCGAGUUACUGCCAAGGGACAUUUCCAAGACGUGCGCUUCUUUCAGAUUGACGCCAACACGGAAGAUAACGACAUGGCCGACCUGUCACGGGACUUUUCCAAACUUAACAGUGACUCACGUGACCUGCACGAUGUUUCCCGCGCAGUCUCUGCUGGUUCUUCCAUUGAUUUUUCUACUGGAGACACGGUUUCUUUGUUUCCCCAGAAUUCCGUUGCCGAUGUGGAUCUUCUUCUUCGAGACCAGGGCUGGGAGGAUAUUGCUGACUACAAGCUUGACGCCCCUUCUCUUCCUCCUAUUGAGGGAGGCUAUGUGACUCCUCUGACACUUCGGUCUCUGAUUACCCAUCAUUUGGACAUCAUGGGUAUCCCUCGACAGUCGUUUUUCACCUAUGUGUUUCAUUUUGCCACCAGCGAGCGUCAGAAGGAGCGUCUUCAAGAGUUUUCGCAGCCGGGAGAAGGUCUGGAGGAUUUGUUUGACUAUGCCAACCGACCGCGGCGUUCGAUUCUCGAGGUUGUCACCGAAUUUGAUUCUCUCAAGAUCCCUCUCAAGUACGUGCUUGAUGUGUUCCCUCUGAUGCGUCCUCGACUGUUUAGUAUCAGUCAGAAGGCCCAUACUAUGCCCAUCCAGCUGUGUGUUGCCAUUGUUAAGUAUCAGACUAUCAUCAAGCGUAUUCGAGAGGGAGUUUUGACUCGGUGGCUUGGAGGACUUGCGAUUGGCCAGAAAAUUGUCUUCACCAAGCACUCUACUCCCAUUCCCGAUCUCGACAACUACGAUGUCAUCAUGGUUGCCCCCGGCACUGGCGUGGCUCCCAUGCGGUCGUUGAUCUUGUCUCGGGAGUCUGAAAAGGAGACUGUGUUGUUCUUUGGCAACAGAUUCCGAGAGAAGGACUUUUUGUUCCAGGCCGACUUGGAGAAGGCCGUUGGAGACAAGAAGCUGAAUCUGUUCACGUCCUUCUCGAGAGACGAAAACUCGGGAGGUUACGUCCAGCAGGAAAUGUACCGGCAGAAGGAGCUGGUUGCCCGGGUGCUUUGUUCGAAGCAGGGAGUGCUGUAUGUGUGUGGUAGCAGUGGCAAGAUGCCUCGAGAGGUGCGAAUCACUGUGGUCACGUGCAUUCAGGAGGUGAAUGGGUGGACUGAGGAGCAGGCCGAGGAGUGGGUCAAGGGUAUGGAAAAGAGUGGACGGUAUUUGCAGGAGACGUGGUAG
This is a messenger RNA of Yarrowia lipolytica CLIB122, 2067 nucleotides long. RefSeq lists its product as uncharacterized. Gene Ontology annotation, cellular component: cytosol. Gene Ontology annotation, molecular function: NADPH-hemoprotein reductase activity; FMN binding; flavin adenine dinucleotide binding. NCBI's taxonomy places the organism in Eukaryota, Fungi, Ascomycota, Dipodascomycetes, Dipodascales. The record is from RefSeq and is a predicted model, not a curated record.